Molecule: messenger RNA, 2125 nt
Organism: Polypterus senegalus (gray bichir)
Lineage: Eukaryota; Metazoa; Chordata; Cladistia; Polypteriformes; Polypteridae
Gene: fam161b
Product: FAM161 centrosomal protein B
Exons: 9
Coding region: 145-2109 (654 amino acids)
Biological process (GO): cilium organization
Cellular component (GO): cilium
Source: RefSeq, a predicted model, not a curated record
GAAAGAUACGGUGGGCGGUGCAAUGGUAGCUGGUAUUGCUUCUACUUGUCGGGUAGAAAUAAAAUUAGCACACAUACGACAAAUCGCAAAAAAAAGUAUUUAUUUCAGUCCUGUUCUUUAAUUACAGUAACGCUUCGUUUUAAUAUGCCAGUCCUAAAAGUUGCAACGGGUUCCAUAAUUUCUGAAGGCGCAGCCGAAAGCCAUAAGGAUGCGAGGAGAGCAGCAGCGGCGUCUGGUGUGGAGUUUGACUUCUCCCGCUCCCAGGGGUUUUGCCCCUUAGAAUCAUCAGAAUCAGAGGAUGAGGCAAUGCCCCAAAGACCUCGGCACAGACUCUAUGAAUUCCUUCACCAGGAUGAUGGCAACAUCCUUCUUGAUGAUUUCCAUCAAAGAAUGCAAGCCAUGAGUGAGGCCAGCAAAGAAGGUCUCCUUCAGAUAGAACAGAACUUGGAGCAGAGGAUGUUUAAUGACUCUGUGCUCUCGGAAGGUGCAGCAGGAAAUGGAAGGAGUGCACUUUCAAAAAGAAAUGCACUGGACCUCUCUUCCUCACAAAUUUGUACUAAUGGAAACACAAAGAAGCCACCAGAGUCUAGGAAUGGACCAUUAAGGAAAUCUUGCUCUCUGAGUGAUCUUAACUCCAAACGAAGUUUUUCAGGCGGUUUACCUUGUACAGACACGCUGAGAUCUGAGAACAUUUCUUCAGUCUUGUGGUCACAUGAUGUAACUUCAAAUGAAAGGGUAAAGAAAUGGCAACGUCCAAAGUCAGGGGCUUCCCUUGAUCUGGAGAAGCACUUGGCAGAGAAGCAGCAGGCCGAGUUAACAGAAUGUAAGAAGCUCUUCAGGGCAGCACCUGUGCCAACUCAUGUCUCCCUAGCCCUGUAUGAUGAGAUCAUGGAAAGAAAGGAGAAGCUGAGGCAUGCAACAGUGGAAAAGAGAAAGAAUUUCCUACUGUCCAUGCAGAAGCCAUUCAACUUUCAGGAGAGAGAAAAAAAGAGACAGGAGGAAGUGAAACAACAGCUUGAGACUGCGACGGUGCACUCCCAAAAGGAGACCUUGCAACCUAAAUGCAAAAAGAAAAUUCCUGAAUCUGUCCAGGAUCAAACCAUCAGCGACCGCUUGAAAGAUGAAGAACUGAACAGGAAAAUCCGAAUCCAGAUGAGAGCAACAGACAUGUUGAAAGCUUCCCGCGCUCCCUUUGAAAUACAGCCUCAGAAAAAGGACCUGGAGGGCAGCUGCAGGCAGAGGAGCAAGAAAGCAGCUUUGGCCUUUUUAGAUGAAGAACCCACCUUCCAUCCACAAACGACUGGAAAGGUUCCAGAUUUUGAAAAGCUGUUCCGUGAUUUUCAGAAGGCAACCUUGAAAAAAGCUGAAGCCAAGGAAGCUACAAGGUGCAGACCAUUCCAGCUCCAAACCUCUGCCUUACCACCAAGACAGAGCAGAUCUACAGAGAAAUCUGUAAAGGAUUCUGGCCCAGUUCAGAAGACACAGUUAAGGAGAAGUCAGUCUUUGAAUGGUAUUUGUUCCCUUUCAGCAGAUACCCUACCAACCUACAUUUCUGAUGCCACAAGGAAUCGACAUGCUGCCAUUAGGAAAUCACUUGAAAUGAAGGAAAACAAAGAAAAAGAAAAUGCAGAGUGGAUGGAGCAGCACAAAUUAAAAUCUCAGGCAAUGCAUAAAACAGUGAACAUACGUGCUAAAGUAAUGGAUCCCCACAAAAGUCUGAAAGACGUGUACAAGGAGAAGCUGCGACAGAACAGGCUAGCAGAUAGAAAACUGGAGAAGGAAUACAAGCGGGAGCUGGAAGAAAUGAAGACCAGGGUGCAUGUGAGGCCUUACCUGUUUGAACAGAUAACACAGGGGAAUGCAAAGAAGAAUGCAGAGCGUCGGUACCAACACACACUGAAGACAGUUGGUCUAGAUGAAGAAUUUGUGUGGAGUAAAGGUGAAGGAAAGAAAAAUGUCUCAGAGUCAGACAAUGAUGAAGAUGAAAUCAAGAGCAACCUAAGUGAUACUUCAAUAAGGAUGGAGAGCUUUAAUAACACUGAAAACAAACAUAUCAGUGACAAAGAAAAUGAAGAGGCUGAAGAAACCAACAUGGAUCAACAAGAAUAAACAUUUCUGAAACGUU